Messenger RNA from Periophthalmus magnuspinnatus, 2366 nucleotides. Its product is annotated as gonadotropin-releasing hormone II receptor-like. Gene Ontology annotation, molecular function: gonadotropin-releasing hormone receptor activity; peptide binding. The transcript is spliced from 4 exons. Gene Ontology annotation, cellular component: membrane. The record is from RefSeq and is a predicted model, not a curated record. Gene Ontology annotation, biological process: G protein-coupled receptor signaling pathway. Bases 153 to 1295 code for a protein of 380 amino acids. NCBI's taxonomy places the organism in Eukaryota, Metazoa, Chordata, Actinopteri, Gobiiformes, Gobiidae.
ACUGCAGAAGCAGGUGUUUCCACGGCAGGUUCACUGUUUCUGCUCCUGAGAUCCAGUGAGUCCAGAUCUUCUCCUGGACGUUCUGAAGACGCCUGAGUCUGUCCAUCCAGACGAGGACAUGAGCCGCACGUGUGAGCUGAGCCACUGAGCAGAUGUCAGGUGACCUCCUGGCCCUGCCUCAGGUGACCACGCCGCUCCUGACCACACCCACCGGGAGCACACACGUGAACAGCUCAGAGAGGGCGGGGCCUGAUCAUGGGUGGGUGGUGCCUGAGUUCACAGUGGCGGCGCAGUGUCGUGUGGUGGCCACACUGGUGCUGUGUGUGUUUGCUGGUCUCAGCAACAUGUGUGUGCUGGUGAGCGUGUGGCGCACACGCGGCCUGGCCUCUCACCUGCGCCCCCUGCUGCUCAGCCUGGCCGUGGCCCACCUCAUGGGGGCGCUGUUGGUCAUGCCCAUGGAUGCGGCGUGGAACAUCACGGUGCAGUGGAGAGGGGGCGCUGUCCUGUGCAAACUGCUGUGUUUCCUGAAGCUGCUGUGCAUGCACGCGUCUGCGCACGUGGUCAUUGUCAUCAGUCUGGACCGGCAGCACGCCAUCCUGCGCCCUCUGCACGCGCUCAGUGCGCACCAACGCAACCGCCGCAUGCUCGCCGCCGCCUGGGCGCUCAGCGUGGUGCUGGCCACACCACAGCUCUUUCUCUUCCGGCUGAGUAAGGCGGUGGACGUGGACUUCACACAAUGUGCCACUCACGGCAGCUUCUCGCGCCGCUGGCAGGAAACGCUCUACAACAUGUUCCACUUCAGCACGCUCUACGUCUGCCCCCUGGUGGUCAUGGUGUGGUGCUACAGCUGCAUCCUCCUGCACAUCCAGCGCCAGGCAACCGUCCACAAAGCUGGAGAAUGGAGCUUGCGUCGCUCGGGCACAGACAUGAUCCCUAAAGCGAGGAUGAAGACGGUGAAGAUGAGCGUGGUGAUCGUGCUGUCCUUUGUCCUCUGCUGGACCCCAUACUAUCUGCUGGGCGUGUGGUACUGGUUCCAGCCCUCCGUCCUGGACUACACCCCGGAGUACAUCCACCACAGCCUCUUCGUCUUCGGGAACCUCAACUCCUGCCUGGACCCGCUCAUCUACGGCUUCUACUCCCCGUCCUUCAGGGCUGGACUGAGGCAGUGCUGCAGGGGCAAGCGCCACGCGGCCAGCCCCAGGAGCCUGAACCAGAGCCCGGUGAAUACCAAAGAGGUCCAGAGAGAGGAGCAGGAGAUGGACAGUAUGAGCCCGGAGCAGGGAGAUCUGGAGUGAGGGACAACACGAGGCAGAUGUUUUCUUCUACCUGCUGUAACGUCCCACUCUUAGCACAAACUUAUUUUGUGUUAAAGCUGGGGUUCACGAGUUUUGCUGCUAAACUGUGUAAAGAGAAUUUAUAUUGACCAGAAUAAAUUAAAAUCACAGGGCCUUACAUUUCAACGAAGUUAAGUCGCUGCUUUGUGGUCUAAGAGCGUGCUGCAAAUGGCUACAACAUUUCAACGGCACUUGGCUGCAGGCUGUCAGACCAAUCAAACAGUCCAACAAAGGUCCAGAUCCCACCGCUCCUCCCCCUCACUCUCCCCUUUAGUCCUCCCAGCCCUGCCCCUCCACCUCCCCAUUAAACCUGUUAGUCCUCCAGACCCACCCUCCACUCCUUCUUUUAGUUUAGUCCCACUUUAAAACUCAUCCGUUGUGUUGUAUACUCUGGGUUCAUUUAAAUUCUUCAUCUUUUAGAUGCAGACAGUAAACAUCCAUUUUCACUUUUCAUUAUAAGAAAGUAGUUACCCCAGCUUUAAUGCAGAAUCACCAAUCACUGUAUCUGGAAAUAAUGUAAAAAAAACACCCCACAAUAUUCUCUUGUAUAUUAUUUUGACUGUGAAAUCUGUGGCUGUCAAGAAUGCUUUCCCUUUAACAAUAUGAGAUAUACUUAAAGGUAUUUGUACAAAGUGGUACUGUGCACUCAGAGCAUGACAUUAUUAUUGACCUGAGACUUUAGUUUGUUCCUGUUAAGGCUAUGCACAUGUACACAUGUAUGUACACAUGUAUGUACACAUGUAUGUACACAUGUAUGUACACAUGUAUGUACAACUAUGUACACAUGUUUGUACACUUCUAUGUACACAUGAAUGUACACAAGUACACUUGUAUGUACACAUGUACAUGUAUGUACACUUGUAUGUACAUGUACAGUAUGUACACAUGUAUGUACACAUGUAUGUACACAUGUAUGUAUUGUGUGAUUCAGUUGUCCUAUGUGUACACUAUGUGAAUGUACCGCCUCGUCUGCACAGUCUGUGGCUCUGACGUCGUCCCAAUGAUCCAACUGAAUAAACCCACUGUGAAAUG